Messenger RNA from Dermacentor andersoni, 3203 nucleotides. The record is from RefSeq and is a predicted model, not a curated record. NCBI's taxonomy places the organism in Eukaryota, Metazoa, Arthropoda, Arachnida, Ixodida, Ixodidae.
ACUUCCAAGUCACGAACGACUUGCGCGUUAUCGGCGUGUCACAGCAUUCUCAACAGGAAAGUAGCGAGCGCCGAGUUUCUAAGAAAGGAAACGCAAGCAAGGCAGAUGACGAUUAUUACUGUAUUGACAAAUAUUGACCCCAAAGGGUGCAACCAUUUUAAGAGUGCACCCCACCACACGGCAGUGGGAGGCAGCGCUGUUUAGCUCCGACUUGACGGACCAGCUCAAGCUGGUCACCCGAGCGAGAAGGGCAUCUAAUGCCGCAGGACUCGUGGACUAAGGGGACCACCCACUGCAUUGCGGAGUAGCAUCCUAUGCUCGUGUGCUUUUCUGAAUAAAGUUUAUACUCUCUCUCUCAUCACGUGAUCGCGUUGUCGCCAAGCCGUUGUCGUAGCGCCGUCAUAACAUCUAUCUUCGUCCCGCCACCGUCCUGCCGACACUGUCAUCCUCGUUACGCUGUGUGCCGUCUUCCAAAACAUGUGGACGAUAAUUUGUGCCACCAUCAUAAAACACAGUUACCGACGCCAGGAGUAUGCUUCGGAAGUAUAUCCGUUUGAUUUAUGCGUUUCGCGUAAGCUAUUCGCUUACUUUGACAAUCAUCUUCGAUGGUUACUGCAGCACUUCCUUUCUGUAGAAGACAGUUUGACCAAUCCAUCGCUGCGGGUUUGCGCCAUAGCGGUUCACAAAGAAGGCGAAGAACCGUUGCACGAUGGCGCGUGGACUUUUUGUUCGUGCAGCGAAUAGGCUCACGCGUUGGUGAGCUGGCUUUCUAAAGAAGCGGGCGCGUAUAGCUUGCCCCGUCGACUGCAUUUGACGUUAUACUCUGUGGAACGCCGUGAAUCCCGGUAAGUGCACGGCGUUUAUUUCGUCGCAGCUACGUCGCCUGCCAUUUGAAACGCAAGACUUACAGCCGUGAAACGGAGGUUAGAGAGUAGCCGACAUGCAUGGUUAUGACGCUUAUACCAUGUAUAGGCUUAGUAAUUCUGUCUUCACAGGUAACUUUAUCGAAUACAUAUUACUUAAACAUCGCAGAAAGUCACAUUCACACAAGGACAAAAAUGUAUACAAAACGAUAUUUUUGUCCUUGUGUGAAUGUGAAUUCCUCUGCUGAUUAGCUAAUAUGGUUUCGCAAUUCCAACUCGCCAAAUUUGGCACAUAUUAGUAACUUUAUCUAAAGGCGCGUUUAGGGAAAUGAUGAUUCAACCCCAAAACUUAGGGGCGUGUUGUGUCGAUUGUUCAGAACAUUUGAUCGAAUUUUUACGUUCCUGCUAUACCGUCCCGCUGCCUGUUCAGCCUCACUUCCGGCUCGACGACGUCCGCUUCUCUGGCUCUUCGCAACCAGCCUGCUCUGCGCUGCUGGCUUUGCCUAUUCCAUUAUAUGGGCUCGUUCUAGACUGUAUGAGUUUAGCGGGAACUCUCGAAGUAGAUUUAGUGCAUGAUAACUUGAUCACAGAUGGUUGUUUGGUGUCAUACCUGGCUGUUAUCAAAAUGUGAUAAAGCCACCGUCAGUGUCAUGCGACAACGUGGUACUGAUCAGCCGUACUUUCUUGUUUUGCCAAAUGUAAUUUACUCAAGUAUGACUCGACAUAACAGAAAUAUAGCCUGUGUAAUGCUGACUUGUAUCCUCCUGCAGGCUUGUGUCUUGAGGCACUCCACACCGCCAAAAACUCGCCCGCUUUCUCCCAUCUCCGACCCGUGAUCGUGAUCCAGAAGACGUGUGUGUGCUUGUGAAAGGCAGUGGAGGAGUGUGGGGGUGCCAGCACGAUAGCAACACUCCAGCACUGCGUUGCCACCACUGGCAGCGGCAGAAACCGCCCGAUGCAGAUUCAGCGGAAUCGGCAGCAACGCACUCAAAACAGCGCAACGCCCAGACGCGGCGAGUGCGACGAAGUCCGUUCUGACGAGAAGAGCGAGGAAGGCGUCUGGGCGAGCCGCGGGCUGUGGACGUCCAUGGCGGUGCAUCAUCUUGACGGGCCGCAGACGUACACUGGUUUCCUCAGCGAGACGCUCCGGUCAUCCGGAUCAUUCGUCGCUGAACGUGAACGGCCCUCCGUCUUCCAACAUUUCUACUCGGCUUCGAAUGUCGAGGACGGAGUGCCUGAGCCACAGUACAAGCACGUCCUCUGCGACUGCGACGUCGGCGUAAUCGAACAGCCAGCGCAGUCAACUCAAUUGCUGCAGUCCGACGUGGAACACAACGGGGACGAAGAAAACGGCAUUGAAGAGCUACACACUGGUACCGACGGCAAAGACGUCGCGAUACUGCACACGACGAUGGCCGACGGUAGCGACGACGAGCAGCGGGACGUGGCGCUCAACGAUCGUUACGGGGCAAACUCAAUGCCGGAAGCCAGCUACGGUCCGGUGUCGACGACCUACGGCACAGUGCCCGUCGCGCUGAUGCACUGCGUACGUGUCGACAUCGGUGCAUGGCGCAGUGCGGGUUGUCAAUUUCCCAAAACACUGCACUGCGGGCAUCGACCCAUCGGCUGUCUGCACCUGCUCCCCGUGCUGCCUUGUGCUGCGAGAAAGUGCAAAAGCUAACUCGGGCACUGGCAGCCGACUGGCCAGGACGUCCAACCGCGGUGCCACGUUGAGACCCUUCAGCUGCGCGCUUUGUGUACUGCGGUUGCGUUAAGAUUUAAGUCAACGACGCAAAGGCUUCAAAACGUCUGUGACUAGAUGCUCUUAAAUGCGUCCCACCUGGCUAGGAAGUAUGACGAAGAAGGAUUCAACGAGUGUUUUUGCAUUCUUAUCCAGGCAAAAGUAGCACAAGGCUGGCACUGUCGGGAGAUGUCCAUGUGUCCCACUGCUCGGGCUGACGUGCGAUCUGGACGUCAGCGCGAGAAGGAUAUUACCGUCCACACCAUCUGUCAAGCCAGCCUCGUGCCGCGAUUUUAGGUCUCUCGUCGUUUGUAUAAGCCAAAAAAGGCGCUAACGGAAAAGGCUGCGCUGCCAUUUUAGAGCAGUUGGAUAAACGGUUACGUUUGACAGCUGGGGACGCCCGAUUCAUGUUCGAUGUUUUGUGCCACUUUUAGUGAUUACUGUUUGCUGUAAUUUUUGGUGUACUUAUAUACGAUGAAGAUUUUAUGUAUAGGAACUUACGCGUGUUCUGUCUAUAGCAAUACUUAAGCUGAGAACGUACGUAAAUUUUGCGGUGUUCAUUUUUUUUUGUUCCAAUAAAAGGGAUGUAUGUUUUGGAA